AAGUAACCCCAUUGACCAACCUUGCUGUUACUUAUGGCUAUGAGUCUUUUCUUGGCAAAACUCGUCUUCAAGCUGUCUAUAUUUUCUCCGGCGAGCGGUGCUGAUAACCUCGUAGCUCCGAAACGCCGCCAUGGCCGCAGAAUUUGAUGGAAAAAUCGAAAGCAAAGGGCUAAACCCGGGACUGAUCGUCCUUCUUGUAAUAGGAGGGUUGCUACUGACAUUCCUUGUAGGAAACUUCAUCCUUUACACAUACGCACAGAAGAAUUUACCUCCGAGGAAGAAGAAACCCGUUUCUAAGAAGAAGAUGAAGAAAGAGAAGAUGAAGCAAGGCGUCCAAGUUCCUGGCGAGUAGCUUUUGUUAUAUGUUGUCGGGAUUAUCCUUUGAUGAUAACUCACUCUGCUGGACUAGAACUUGUAUGACUCCGUUACUCAUUAGUUUUUUGAUGUUUUCGAUGUAGCAUGCAUGAUAUUUUCUUGAGUUGACAAUCUAUAAGCUUUACUGAGAUAAUUUCAUUAGAAGACAAAAUAUGAAACUGAUUGUUUUUUUGCAAUUAAUCAGAAAAGUCAACAAAGCCAACAUUGACCUGCACAAGCAAACACACUAACAAAAGAUAUUUUGAAGUUCCCAAAUUCAUAAUCGUUAGCUGUAGUACUAAAAUUAGCAAUCUAAAUCUCUAGACAAGUCAGGACUGAUGAUUUCUGAUGGUCUUGGAUUCUUCUGGUGAAUAUAUUAUAUAUAAGAAUAACUAAUCAACUGAGUCAGGUCUAGU
Molecule: messenger RNA, 770 nt
Organism: Arabidopsis thaliana (thale cress)
Lineage: Eukaryota; Viridiplantae; Streptophyta; Magnoliopsida; Brassicales; Brassicaceae
Product: S1FA-like DNA-binding protein
Exons: 2
Coding region: 131-352 (73 amino acids)
Biological process (GO): regulation of DNA-templated transcription
Cellular component (GO): nucleus
Molecular function (GO): DNA binding
Source: RefSeq, marked reviewed